GCCUGCAGGAAGUCAUGGCGGACACCCGCGGGAAACUUCUUCGGUAAUGGCGGACACCCGCGGGAAAACUUCUUUAAAACUCCGAAUUUCUUGCUCGGCGCUACUUUGAAGUUGGCGCCAACUUCUUGACUUUUGGACAGUCUUCAUCAUUUUGGACAGUCUUCAUCAUUUUAGGACAGUCUUCAUCAUGGAUCUUCUUCUCUAGCGGCUCCUUCUCCAAAACCACACCAGUCCGGACCGGACCUCCACCCCUUCCCUCCCGCCCACCACGCCGAACUUCCUUGCUCCAUGGCCGGCUGUGUGCGGGACGGCAGCUCGCUGUGGUUGCCGUGGAGACGGAGCCUCCUGCUGGCCGCGUGCGUGUGCGCGUGCGUGCUCGCGGCGCUCGGAGCCGAGGAGGACUCCUUCAAGGCGGAGACGUGGCUGAGGAUGUACGGCUACCUGCCGCAGGCCAGCAGGCAGAAGAUGUCCACCAUGCGCUCCACGCAGAUCUUGUCGGACGCCGUCAGCGACAUGCAGCGCUUCUACGGGCUGGAGGUGACGGGCCGCAUGGACCCUCACACCAUCAGCGCCAUGAAGAGACCCCGCUGCGGCGUGCCCGACAAGUUUGGGGGCCAGAUCAAAACCAACGUGCGGCGGCGGAAGCGCUACGCCCUGACCGGACACAAGUGGAACAAGAGCCGCCUCACGUUCAGCAUCCAGAACUACACGCCCAAGAUCGGCGAGUACAACUCCUUCGCCGCCAUCCGGCAGGCCUUCAAGGUCUGGGAGGGCGUCACCCCCUUGACCUUCGACGAGAUCCCCUACCAGGAGAUCAAAUAUGGACGCCGCAAGGAGCCCGACAUCAUGCUCUUCUUCGCCUCCGGUUUCCAUGGAGACAGCUCCCCCUUCGACGGGGAGGGGGGCUUCCUGGCCCACGCAUACUUCCCCGGACCCGGGAUGGGCGGGGACACCCACUUUGACUCCGACGAGCCCUGGACCAUCGGAAACCAAAACGUACAAGGCAACGACCUCUUCCUGGUUGCCAUCCAUGAGCUGGGCCACGCCUUAGGUCUGGAACAUUCCCACAACCCUCUGGCCAUCAUGGCGCCCUUCUACCAGUGGAUGGAGACUCAGGACUUCCAGUUACCUGACGACGACCGCAGAGGCAUUCAGCAGAUCUAUGGUACAACUGACAGCAGGCCCACACAGGCCCUGCCCACUGUGACCCCGCGUCACCCAGAGCCCAGACCACCUCCCAGUCCUCCUCGUCAGCCGGAGCGACCAAGGACCACAGACAGACCAGACCACUACGGACCUGACAUCUGUGAAGGCAACUUUGACACGGUGGCCAUGCUGAGGGGAGAGAUGUUUGUCUUCAAGGGCCGCUGGUUCUGGAGGGUGCGCAGGAACCGGGUCCUGGACAACUACCCAAUGCCCAUCGGUCACUUCUGGAGAGGACUGCCCGGAGACAUCGACGCCGCCUACGAGAGACACGACGGAAGGUUCGUCUUCUUCAAAGCUCACAGGUUCUGGCUCUUCCGGGAAGCCAACCUGGAACCAGGUUACCCUCUGGAACUAAUCGAUUACGGACGCGACAUUCCUUACGACCGCAUAGACGCCGCCAUCUGGUGGGAACCCUCGGGAUACACCUACUUAUUCCAAGGAGACAGGUACUGGCGCUUCGACGAGCAGUCGCGCUCGGCCGACAGAGGCUACCCCAAAGCCAUCAGUGUUUGGGGCUCGGCUGUGCCCGCCGCCCCCAAGGGCGCCUUCCUCAGCGACGAUGGCGCCUACACCUUCUUCUACAAGGGUUCCAAGUACUGGAAGUUUGACAACCACCGCAUGAAGAGUGAGCCGGGCUACCCCAAGUCCAUCCUGCGGGACUUCAUGGGCUGCAGCGUGGACCUGGACCCAGACACCGACACCGACUCCGACACCGCCGACAAGAACCCCGACGUCAACCGGCCGCCCUUCAACCCAGACGCCGGGCGCGACGACGACAAAGACGGGACGGACGGCGGCGUGGACUCGGAUGGCGACAAAGACCAGGAUGAGUCGGAGACUGUAGAGGAGGACACUAACGAGGUGGACGUGGUGCUGAAGGUGGACGACAGCCAGGAGAGGACCAUGAACAUCCUGAUGGUGUCCAUCCCGCUGGUCCUGGUGCUGUGCAUCCUGGGCCUGGUCUACGCCAUCAUCAACACGCUGCAGAGCAAGGGGGCGCCCCGGCUGCUGGUGCACUGCAAGCGCUCGCUGCAGGACUGGGUCUAGGACUGGGUCCAGGACUGGGUCUAGGACUGGAUCCAGGAUUGGAACUAGGACUGUGUCCAAGACUGGGUCUAGGACUGGGUCUAAGACUGGGUCUAGGACUGGGUCCAGGACUGGGUCUAGGACUGGAUCCAGGAUUGGGGAUAGGACUGGGUCCAAGACUGGACCUAGGAUUGGGAUUAAGACUUGGUAUAAGACUGGGCCUAAGGCUGGGUCCAAGUUUGGGCCUAGGACUGGGUCUAAGACUGGGUGUAGGACUAGGUCCAAGACUGGCCAAGACUGGGUCUAGGACUGGGUCCAGGACUGGGUCUAAGACUGGGUCCAGGACUAGGUUUAGGACUAGGCCUAGGACUGGAUCCAGUAUUGGGUCUAGGACUGGGUCUAAGACUGGGGCUAGGACUGGGCCUAGGACUGGGUCCAGGACUGCGACCAGGACUGGGUCUAGGACUGGGUCCAGGACUGCGACCAGGACUGGGUUCUAGGACUUGAUCCAGGAUUGGGUCUAGGACUGGGUCCUGGACUGGGUCUAAGACUGGAUCCAGGAUUGGGGCUAGGACUGGGUCCAAGACUGGGUCUAGGAUUGGGAUUAAGAAUGGGUCUAAGACUGGGCCUAAAACUGGGUCCAAGCCUGAGCCUAAGACUGGGGCUAAGACUGGGUCCAAGACUGUGUCUUGGACUAGGUCUUAGACUGGGUCCUGGACUAGGUCUUGGACUGAGUCCAAGACUGGACCAAGGACUAGGUCCAAGACUGGACCAAGGACUAGGCCUAAAACUGGGCCUAAGACUGGGUCUAGGACUGGGUCAAGGACUGUGUCCAGGACUGAGUCUAGGACCUGGACCAGGACUGGGUCUAGGACUGGGCCUAGGACUGGGUCCAGGACUGGGUUCUAGGACUUGAUCCAGGAUUGGGUCUAGGACUGGGUCCUGGACUGGGUCUAGGACUGUAUCCAGGAUUGGGCUAGGACUGGGUCCAAGACUGGGUCUAGGAUUGGGAUUAAGAAUGGGUCUAAGACUGGGCCUAAAACUGGGUCCAAGACGGAGCCUAAGACUGGGGCUAAGACUGGGUCCAAGACUGGGUCUUGGACUAGGUCUUAGACUGGGUCUUGGACUAGGCCUUGGACUGGGUCCAAAGCUGAGUCCAAGACUGGACCAAGGACUAGGUCCAAGACUGGACCAAGGACUAGGCCUAAGACUGGGCCUUGGACUGGGCCUAGGACUAAAACUAAGACUGGGUCUAGAACUGAGUCUAAACCCCGUCUGGAAGACCCCCAAAGACCCCCCCACCCCACUGGAGUUAUUUAAACCCACUUUGCACAUUCUCUUCUCCACUUUGUUGAUUCAUAAACAGGAAGUCGGUGCUCCUCCUUCCUGCUCAGCUGACGUCGUCAUGGAAACAGUCAUGUGACCGCCUCACCUUCUUGCGAGAACAACAAGUUGUUGCAAUAAAAGUUCAGCUGGUCUUCUUUCUUCAAAACUUCCAACCAUGGAUCUGAGGAGGACUUGACAAACAGGAAGUGCGACGUAGCGGUUCACGUAGUGGUUCACGUA
This is a messenger RNA of Nerophis lumbriciformis (worm pipefish), 3798 nucleotides long. It is a transcript of the gene mmp15b, whose product is annotated as matrix metallopeptidase 15b. Gene Ontology annotation, molecular function: zinc ion binding; metalloendopeptidase activity. Gene Ontology annotation, cellular component: extracellular matrix. NCBI's taxonomy places the organism in Eukaryota, Metazoa, Chordata, Actinopteri, Syngnathiformes, Syngnathidae. Gene Ontology annotation, biological process: proteolysis; extracellular matrix organization; collagen catabolic process. The record is from RefSeq and is a predicted model, not a curated record.